Lutzomyia longipalpis is the source of this 1874-nucleotide messenger RNA. RefSeq lists its product as uncharacterized. The record is from RefSeq and is a predicted model, not a curated record. The coding region runs from base 166 to 1812 and encodes 548 amino acids. The transcript has 2 exons. NCBI's taxonomy places the organism in Eukaryota, Metazoa, Arthropoda, Insecta, Diptera, Psychodidae.
AAAUUCCGGAAAAUCUUGAGUUGUCAAUUUUGACAGCUGACUUUGUUUAUUAUGAAAAAAAUGCAAAAAAUUGAAGAAUUUUCACAUUUUUCUCAGUUUUUCUCAAAAUUUUUCACUUUUUUCCACUCAAGGAAGCUUUAAUUGAAGAAAGUGAAAAAAAGAAAAAUGUACGCGGAUGGUUUUAAAUACUGGUUGGCUUAUUCGAAAAAUGAUAUAAAGUACUACCGUUGCUGCCUACACAAGAAACAAUGCCCCGGGAGGUGUGUCGUGGAGGAUGGGCGAACAGUACGGAUAACAACAGAGCACAAUCAUGAUCCGGAACCGGAUAAAAUAGUCGUGGAGAAGUUCCGGAAAGUCCUAACACGACGAGCAGCAACGGAGACAACGGAUCUGCACAAUAUCUACUGGGAGGAGGCAUCGCACAGGCAUGGGGAGGCAGCUCUGCUGUAUAGCUACAAUCUUGCCGAGAGUGCAAUGCGAAAGGCGCGACGGAAGCAACUCCCAACGAUUCCAACGACAAUCCGGGAAUUGACGGAAGCACUCAAAGUGUCGGAUCUGUUUCGCGUUACCUGUGGCAAUCGCAAAGAGCAAUUCUAUCGAACGACAAUAGAGCUGGAGGAGGGGAGUUGUGUCAUCUUUAUCCAUGGGAAAACCCUGCAGGCUGUUGGGAAGAUUGAGGAGAUGCACGUGGAUGCAUCUGUGGAGUGUAUGGCAAAGCCACGAGGGUAUCUCCUGACAAUUCAUGCAGUUCAGGGGCACAAGGGGGUCCCGGUGAUGUUUGCCUUCAUUACAACUAAAUCCCAGUCAUCGUUUGCAGCUGUUUUUGCAUAUUUGCGCGAAAACUACCCCGUUCAGGUGCUUCCAACGAUAAUUUUGGCUAAUUUUGAUGCAGCAAUGCACUUUGGUUUGGUCUACACAUUCCCCGAGGCUAACAUCAAAGCAUCGUGGUUUCACUACACAGACGCCGUUGUUGGGCGCCUCAAGGCACUGCGGUUGCAGCGUGAAAUAGCCAAAGGACAUGGGGCGUGUGCCCUCCGGAUGCUCCUUGUCUUGCCCUUCCUCCCAGCUGAUCACAUGGCAGCUGGCUUGAUGGCGCUGAAGAAGUGGAUGCAGGAGAAGAAAGUCUACACGGUGGGACUUUCAUCCAUCUGCACGUACGUCGAGCACGAAUGGCUACGGGCUGUUGGGCCCGAGAAGAUGUCAAUGUUUGGGGAAUCCCGGUGCACAAAUAGCUACGUGCAGACGUUCAAUCGUGAACUUAUGGACACAAUGGAUGGGCGCACGACGAUCAUUUGGCACUUCCUGGACGCCCUCACGCACAUUGCCACCAAAACCUACACAAAACUCAUGCGACGCGGCAAGGAUGCCGGACUACCGGGCCCCAAGCCACCGCGUAAAACUCAAAUGGCCACAGAGGAAAUUAUCCGUGUGGCAACGGAACAGUGGAUUCGUACCCCAUUGCACCUUCGCUCACCAUUCCAAUUCCUCCAGAUGGCCAGCCAUUGUAUCAAUGACAGCAACUACUCGGUCAUUGUGAGUACAGUGUCCAUCCCACCUGAUGCCCCGGAUGCACCACCAGCCCCAGCUGCAAAGAGGAAAGCCCCGGCAGAGCCGAUCAUUGACAUCUUCAGCAAUGUUUCCUUCAUUGAAGCCCCACAAAUUACAACGACGAGGUACAUUUCAUCUGAUCCACCCCCACUGGCAUUCUUCCCCAAAGUCUCCUCCCCGCAGAAGGUGCAGCGGGUGUCACGGUACCCCCAGGAACCACCACCACUUGUUCCCAUUAGUCGAUCCAACAGGAAAAUAUCAUGAGGGCUCUCUCUAUUUUAUUAAAAUUUGCUUUAAUAUCCAUUAAAUCUCUUUGAAAUCAAAAA